Molecule: messenger RNA, 3003 nt
Organism: Diospyros lotus (date-plum)
Lineage: Eukaryota; Viridiplantae; Streptophyta; Magnoliopsida; Ericales; Ebenaceae
Product: cysteine-rich receptor-like protein kinase 10
Exons: 8
Coding region: 306-2870 (854 amino acids)
Biological process (GO): protein phosphorylation
Molecular function (GO): protein serine/threonine kinase activity; ATP binding
Source: RefSeq, a predicted model, not a curated record
GGUGAACUUUCGUCGAAACUAUCAUUGUCCCACGCCGUCCGGAAUGGACUUUUCCCGACGACUCCAUUUGUUUCUGCCUUCUCUGUUUUCAUCCAUGCCACUGAUUUUUAGUAGUUUUCAGUCUUCACUCUUCGUUUCGUUUUCCACAUCUAGAACCUCUUAAUUUCCAUUUCUUUCUCUCUCUCUCUCUCUAGUACCCUAAACCCAAGAAUAGUCCGAUUUCACCGAGUCUAAUGCCAUUAAUUUCUUCACAUCAUCUCUCAGCCUGCUGCUGGCGGGCGCUGAAUCAUAAAUAAAAGCUAGAGAUGAAAUUGAGGCCCAUGACCAUGGCACCGGGAGAAAGAAUCAUGAACAUGAAGGGUGCGAUUCUAUUUCUUCCCUUGCUGCUCUGCUUUCUCAGCAGCUUCAUCCCCAUUGUGUUUGGCUCCUUAUACAAUUUUUGCACCAACACAACCGCUUACAGUUCAAACAGUGCCUUCGGAGCCAACCUCAACACCCUCUUGUCCGCUCUCUCCAACGCCACCACCGCCACCGGCUUCUACAGCUUCACCGCUGGAAACAUCUCCUCCGACCCAGUCUACGGCCUCUUCCUCUGCCGCGGCGAUGUCUCAAGCGAAGCCUGCCGACGGUGCGUGGUGAUUGCUAGCGUAGACAUAGUGAAGCUGUGCCCAACUCAGAGAGAAGCCAUCGUUUGGUAUGAUGACUGCUUGCUCCGGUACUCGAACCAGUCCGUCUUCUCCAAUCAGGGCCUAGUUUACAUGUACAAUAGACAGGACAUUGGCACCUCGAGCCUAGCCCAGUUCAAGGAGGUCUUGGACGAAACCAUGGGUGAUAUAGCUAACCAGGCUGCAAGAAAUCAAUCGGGGAGGAAGUUUGCGACUAAAGAAGCCAAUUUCAGUGGAGAUCAGAAGCUAUAUACGCUUGCACAGUGCACGGCAGAUUUGUCUAUUUCUGCUUGCAACUCUUGCCUCGCCGAUGCUAACUCCAGACUCCCAGAUUGUUGCGACGGGAAGCAAGGAGGAAGAGUUCUAAAGUCCAGUUGCAACGUCAGGUAUGAGAUUUACCCCUUCUACUACCUCAGCGACGACACCGCACCGGGGCCCGCACCGGGCAUUCCUCCUCCACCGGGUCCGGCGAACAGUCCAGUUUCCCCAUCCGAUCCUUGUAAAGAGUGCCUGAUGAAGGCCAUCCUAGACAUGGUGGUACGGUGCGGACAACAGGGAGAAGCCGAUGAUUGCCAGUUCCGAUUCUCGAACAAGUCCGCAUCCGGCUUCUCCAAGAACAUAGAUAUCUCGAUUAAUAGCCGGGACAUCAAUGCUUCGAGCAAAACCGAGUUCGACCGGGUUUUGGGGGAUACCCUGCGUGACGUAGCUAACCAGGCUGCAACAAGUGAUCAAUCGGACAGCACUGGCAACAAGUUUUUCACUAAAACUGCCAGCUUCGGUACUGGGAUUCAGAAGCUAUAUACGCGCGCUGAGUGCAUGCCAUACUUGACUAUUUCUGAUUGCAACUCCUGCCUCGCCGACGCUAUCUUGGAGCUCCCCGCUUGCUGCGAGGGAAAGCGAGGUGCAAGAGUUGUUACAUCGUUUUGCAAUGUUAGGUAUGAGACUUACCCCUUCUACGACCAAAACUCCGCCGCACCACCUACAGAAUCGGCCGAUCCUCAUCCGCCGACUUCGCCCAAGAGUCCAGGAAAUAAAGGAAGUAAAAGAAGAACGAUUAUUAUGGCCACGACCAUAAGUGGAUUUGCAAUGCUUCUAGCAGUAGGAGUGCUUGGUUCUUACAUCCAUAAGAGCAAAAGCAAACGAAGAGAGAAAGGGCCGGCAGGAGGUAUGGUUGACCAGAACUAUGAUACCACUACUCAGACAGAAUCUUCACACUUCCCUACCAUUCAACUAGAUCUUAUACUUACAGCCACAGCACAUUUUUCUGACGAAAACAAGCUAGGCGAAGGGGGAUUUGGUCCAGUUUACAAGGGUACAUUACCAGAUGGACGAGAGGUUGCUGUUAAGAGACUCUCAAGAACUUCUCACCAAGGACUCCAAGAGUUCUUAAAUGAAGUUACAAUGAUUGCAAAAUUGCAACACUGGAAUCUUGUCAAGCUCUUUGGUUGUUGCUUAGAGGGGAACGAGUCAUUGCUCAUCUAUGAAUACAUGCCCAACAAAAGCUUAGAUGUUUGGCUCUUUGAUUCAAGUAAAAGUGUGGGAUUAGACUGGAAGAAGCGUAUUCUCAUUAUUAAUGGAAUUGCUCGUGGCAUUUUGUACUUACAUGAAGAUUCCCGACUCAAAAUAAUUCACAGAGAUCUUAAAGCAAGUAACAUUUUGUUGGACGACAAAAUGAAUCCCAAAAUAUCAGAUUUCGGAAUGGCGAGGAUUUUUGGUCGAGAUCAAAACCAAGCCAACACAGGAAGAGUAGUCGGAACAUAUGGAUAUAUGGCCCCGGAGUAUGCCAUGGAAGGGUUAUUUUCUGUGAAGUCUGAUGUAUUCAGCUUUGGAGUUCUCUUGCUAGAGAUUACAAGUGGAAAAAAAAAUAAUGGAUUUCAUUUAUCCGUGAAUGGUCAUAGCCUCCUUACUUAUGCUUGGGAAUUAUGGUCAAAAGGGCAAGCACUGGAGUUUGUAGAUCCAUUAUUGGCACAUUCAUCACACUUAACUGAAGUGUUAAAGUGCAUACACAUUGGAUUACUUUGUGUCCAGAAAGAUCCAACAGAUAGACCUACCAUGUCAUAUGUAGUUGUUAUGCUAGCAAGCAAUAGUAUGGCGCUUCCUCAACCAAUAGAACCAGCAUUUUCUGUGGGCCGAUUAAUUUUGAGAUCAACUCAACCUACAUCCUCAACCAAUGAAAUAUCUCUUUCAGAUAUAGAUCCGCGUUGACUUUUUACUAUGAUCAUUGCUGUUAAAAUCCCGAUUUUACGCGUACGAUUUUACGAUUCGAAGACCCCCAAACGAUUCAAAUCCCAUGUAAAAUCUAAUUUGGGAUAAAAUCCUAUAAAAUCUCGAUUUUACA